Messenger RNA from Eptesicus fuscus (big brown bat), 4541 nucleotides. It is a transcript of the gene TIA1, whose product is annotated as TIA1 cytotoxic granule associated RNA binding protein. The transcript is spliced from 13 exons. NCBI's taxonomy places the organism in Eukaryota, Metazoa, Chordata, Mammalia, Chiroptera, Vespertilionidae. The record is from RefSeq and is a predicted model, not a curated record. The coding region runs from base 675 to 1835 and encodes 386 amino acids. Gene Ontology annotation, molecular function: mRNA binding.
UUUGCUUUCAUUUAGUCCUAAGAUAUUUCAGCAAGCUUGACACCCACUAGCGCCGCUGGUGUAGUGGUAUCAUGCAAGAUUCCCAUUCUUGCGACCCGGGUUCGAUUCCCGGGCGGCGCAGUCUCUUUAACUCUCGCUACGAGAUAACUUGAGUUUAUUAAACCUUUCCUUUUCCGGAAACAUUUACCAUUUUUAAUUUGUAUGAAAAUGUUUAUGUCAUAAUUUACUGUUGAAACAUUCGAAUCUGGAGAGGGAAGACAAAAAAGUUUCAAAAGACAAAAAGCAAGUCCUGAAAUAGUUAAGCCUUACGCCUGCGCAGUCGGAGAAAUUCCUACUGUCGGGUGGUGGGGCGUCUGCGCAACAAGUGAACCUAUGGAUUGAGGAGCCGCUUGGCGGCCGGAAGGUUGAAAGUGCAAGAUUAUUCUGCGCAUGCGCGGUCCGGGUCACUUCGCUGGCUGCUCUUAGGCUCCCGGCUCGCCGCCAUCUUGUAUUGGGGCUUCAUUGUUCGUGCUGGGCCGGGCGGUUUAGUGUAAUUGCCGCCGGAGAAGGAGGCGGGAUAACCUCCGGUCCGCCGAGAAAUCCCGCUAUUCUGCAGCCAGAGCCACUCAAACGUUUUGGGAGGUAGUAAAGGGUAGGGAGCUGGACCCAGAGGCGCCGCCGCGACAGCAGCAGCCAUGGAGGACGAGAUGCCCAAGACUCUAUAUGUCGGUAACCUUUCCAGAGAUGUGACAGAAGCUCUAAUUCUUCAGCUCUUUAGCCAGAUUGGACCUUGUAAAAACUGCAAAAUGAUUAUGGAUACAGCUGGAAAUGAUCCAUAUUGUUUUGUGGAGUUUUAUGAGCAUCGUCAUGCAGCUGCAGCACUGGCUGCUAUGAAUGGGCGGAAGAUAAUGGGUAAGGAAGUCAAAGUGAAUUGGGCAACAACCCCCAGCAGUCAAAAGAAAGAUACAAGCAGUAGUACCGUUGUCAGCACACAGCGUUCACAAGAUCAUUUCCAUGUCUUUGUUGGUGAUCUCAGUCCAGAAAUAACAACUGAAGAUAUAAAAGCUGCAUUUGCGCCAUUUGGAAGAAUAUCAGAUGCCCGGGUGGUAAAAGACAUGGCAACAGGAAAGUCUAAGGGCUAUGGCUUUGUCUCCUUUUUCAACAAAUGGGAUGCGGAAAACGCCAUUCAACAGAUGGGUGGCCAGUGGCUUGGAGGAAGACAAAUCAGAACUAACUGGGCAACCCGAAAGCCUCCAGCUCCAAAGAGUACAUAUGAGUCGAACACCAAACAGCUGUCAUAUGAUGAGGUCGUAAAUCAGUCUAGUCCAAGCAACUGUACUGUAUACUGUGGAGGUGUCACUUCUGGGCUAACAGAACAAUUAAUGCGUCAGACUUUUUCGCCAUUUGGACAAAUAAUGGAAAUUCGAGUCUUUCCAGAUAAAGGAUAUUCAUUUGUUCGAUUCAACUCCCAUGAAAGUGCAGCACAUGCAAUUGUUUCUGUUAAUGGAACUACUAUUGAAGGUCAUGUUGUGAAAUGCUAUUGGGGCAAAGAAACUCUUGAUAUGAUAAAUCCUGUGCAACAGCAGAAUCAAAUUGGAUAUCCACAAGCUUAUGGCCAAUGGGGCCAGUGGUAUGGAAAUGCUCAACAAAUUGGCCAGUAUAUGCCUAAUGGUUGGCAAGUACCUGCAUAUGGAAUGUAUGGCCAGCCAUGGAACCAGCCGGGAUUUAAUCAGACACAGACUUCUCCGCCAUGGAUGGGACCAAAUUAUGGAAUGCAGCCACCUCCAGGACAGAACGGCAGCAUGUUGCCUAGUCAGCCUGCAGGGUAUCGCGUGGCAGGGUAUGAAACCCAGUGAAAAAGGACUCCAGAAUCUAAAGCCAGUGGCUUGAGGCUACAGAGAGUGUAGUAAAGCCGUUGUUUACUUAAAGAUUUAAUCAAAUCAGUCAGUGCAAAUGUCAGAUACAAUGUAUUUAUUUAAAAUGUUCAUUUUUUAAUCAUGAAAUUACUUAACCAUCCAUAUUGUUUUAAAAAGAAACAAGAUGCUGGAUGUCUGCCAAUUUUUGCCUUCAUUACCUUUUUUAAUAAAGUUUCUCAGAUCCUUGUUUCAAACACAAAUGCAGGGAUUGCUGCCACUUUUUAAAAAUUAAGAGGCAGAAAAUUGCACAAUGUUGAACUUUUUUCCACUAAAGUAGUUGCAGUUCUAGUUUGCAUUCCUGAUAUGAUUUAAAACAUGUAAUAUAAAGAUAUAAAAACAAAACAAAACAUGAAAAACCAAAACUGUGCAGAGUUUCGAAGUUCUUUAUAAUCUUCAGCUUGUGCACAAUUCUGUUUUAAGUCUUUUUACAAAGGUUUGUUUGAACUAACCCAUCUCCACUGUUUUCCCUUUGGGGUUUUUUAAUAUAAAUUAUUAGUUUACAUCAUUUUUGUAUCUACAUUUUUUCACAAAUUUGUCUUGCCUUAUUAAAGUUCUGUAUAAUAUACUUAAAUGGAAAAACAAAUGUUCACUGAGAUUGAAAACUUUUCUCAGAUGGAUUGUUAAUUGCAUUCAUCUUGUGUUUUCUAUGAGAAGGUGCCUCAAGAACUCCCUGUUGACUUUGUUUAAAAGAAUUUUUAUCUUCUGUGAUAAAUUUUGCUGUGUACCAGAAAAUAUAAAAACAAAAACCUUGUUACUAAAGAAAAUCUCUGAAAUGUGAUAAGUUCUUAUGAACUGUGCUAAUUUCAUGUGUCAACUCCUACAUUUACAUGUAUUAUUUCAUUAUGUAAAAUGUUUUAGCAGUUUAAUAUUUUGCACAGUUAGCAAACUUUGUAUGUCAUUUCCUUCUUAAAGGUAUCAUGCAGAGUUGACAGGAGAUUUGUAAGGUUUUAAGUUGUUUGCAUGUGAUUAUCAAAUAUACACUUUGGUAGUCUUUGAAUACAAAGUCAUCUGCUCUUGUUUUUCGAGAAUUUUUAGAGUUGUAUGUAAAGGAAUAUAUUAAUUUGCCAUUUCCUAGUUUGUAUUUACUCAAAAAGAGUAAAUCAACUUAAUUUUAAUAUGUACAGAUAAUAGCUGUGAAACUGUAGAAUAUCCUUAUGUCAGGCUUGGGGUUCAUUGUGAACUCCAAAAUUAGCCUGAAGGACCAGCCGGGCAAAGCAUUUUUUAAAUAUUCAGAGGCCAAAAGAUAAACAAAAAAAACCUUUAAAAUCCUACCUCCUUAAACAGCCUUCAAAGAGGAGAAUCCUCAGUGCAAUCAUUAUUUUGAUUCUUUUGGUACCUGUUUUCCUGGAGUUCCCAAUUUUGUUAUAUUUUGGGGUGGCUCCGAGCAUUAAGAGAUUUAAUCUUUGAUAGCAUUGUUCUAGUUUUGAAAUUUCUAGUACAUUUCAGAGUCUCUUAGAAUAGUUUUGUUUUGUUUCGUUUUCAUUGAAAGUCACAAACUCCCUUCCUUGACUCACAAAGGGGAAGGGUCCCCAGUAUACAUAUUUGGAUGGUCAGUUGUUUUUAAGAGCUUCAGAUAGCUCCUAGUACGUUAUUUAGGAACAGAAAAGGCCUGUAUCUCCUAAAGGGGAACAAAUGACUCUAAGCUGGUCUCUAAGCCAAUACUCUUGUAAACCAGAGCCCAGGAAAGACAACUCAUUAGUAUACAAUUCUCUGGAGCUCAAUUCUAUGCAGUUGUACUAAUGUUUCAUUAAGUCACUGUGUAUUUUUAAGUGUUGCUACAUUAAAAGUUGCUUUAUGAAAGAUGAGUAAAUUUUUUAAAUACUUGGAAAUUUUAUUUCCUUGUUAACUUCUACAGAUCAGGGCAUGCAACCAAAAGGAGUGUAAGUGAAAUAACUCAAAAAAUAAAAUAUCAGGAAGCUAUUUUUAAAUUAUUCUGGCUUAUGUUUCUAUUUUAGGACCUUUAUUUUUCACUGUUUCAGAAAUAUUUACUACACAUCUGUGGAGUGCAGGGUAAAUUAUUUGGGCAUAAAUAAGCAAAAGUAUAGUUUUUCUUUUAUUUUGACGAUGUCAAGUAGUAACACUUUUUAUUAGCCAGUAUAUUUUUUUAUUGCACAAAUCUUAAAAUGUACAUUGACUACUUUCUGGAAGAAAAAAAAAGUGGUAUGAUGAAAAGGUUACUACUGAACAAAUUCAUAUUUAGGAACGUUGCUAAUUUUGAUUUAAAUCUUACUCUGAAUGUUAAUCACUUAAAGAUUUUUUUUAGUCUAAACUUACUGGCAUUAGUAUCAGGAAAAGAAAUUAGAAGUUUUAAAAAUGGUUUUAUUCUUUACAAUAUGCAUUCAAAUUUUAUUUUUAAAUACAUCUGGUACUGUAAAGAACCUGAUGUGACUCACAUUUAAUGGGUCAUUAAUCCAGUAUUUUUUGCCCUGUUUGGAUAUUAAAGUUCCUUUAUGUUUUCUAUAACUUGUGGGAUCUUCAGUGAUUAUUGUGUGAUAGACUUUUUUUCUUUUUGGUCUAGCCAUAUUGUUAUAUUCAUUCAGAUAUUUGUUAGAUUUUUAAAAAUCUUAUUCCAGAAACCAUGGUUUGCAUUGUGUUUCUGUUUAAUACAACAAAGAACUGGAAUUGUUUAGAUUCAACUCAUUAUAA